UUUGUGUAGCCCACAUACUACUCACUGGAGCAUGGUCGAACUCCUAGUGCCAGCCCCUAAAGGAAAACUGAGUCCUUCCCCAGCUCGCCCCUCCCUGUCAGAGGCCAUCAGCUGUGAAGAGCUACACUUCAGCAUCUUUAUCAAGGAUUUUAGAGCUCUCUUCAGUAGCUUCAUAUCCGAACUGUAUCUUUUUGGAGGUCGGGCAGAGGUUGUCAUACAGCCUUCACUGCCUUUUUUGCUCAGUCAUGAGUCUGUAGUCAUCAAUACCAUUGCAAAAGGAGCUCCCUUGCCCAUAGCAGCCGGCAGCAGCAUGGAUCCCAGACAUCAGCAAGGCUCCUGGGGGCAGCAUGGAUCGUGGAAGUCUUUUGAGAAGACUUAACCUAGGAAAUGGACCAUUCUUCAUCUUGGACAUAUUCUUGUUGCUUACAGUCGGGGUGAUCAUGUGACUGUGUCCAGGAACAGGACCUGUGUGAGUUCCAGGCUGCUAUAUAUCACCUUGUCCUAGGCACCUGCUGUUCUGCCUGUAACCUGGGCACAACCACAGCCAACACUUUAGGCUGGUAAUUUCUUGAGCCUUUUCCUGUCCCUAAGCUCUGUCCUCCCAAGCCCAGCUUCAGCCACAGCACAGAUCACCCCAGCCAUUUCCUGUCCCCAGAGAGGACAUCUAAGUUCUCUCCAGAACACAAGCUCCCGGGGCUCUUUGUUACUGGAUGUCCAGAUCUCUGGAGGCGAUUGAGGACAACCUCAUGUUGGGAGCCUACAGGCAGGCUGGCCCCAGGGGGCUCCACUCACAGACACCUGCUGUGGCUCUCAUUCAAGAGCAGGUGGUGGUGCCCUGGGCAUGGUGGCACUUGGUAGGCCCUGCAGAAAGAGGUCAGCACUAUGCAGCUCUGCCUCUGAGGACAAGCACCUUCCUACCGUGGAGGUAGACAUCAGGCCAGGCCAGCAGGAGCCAGGAUGUCUCUCCUGUUUGCUCAAGGGCUGUGUGUCUUUCUUUGGAACUUCCUGUCCUGUGUCGCUGCUGAGCCCUUAUGCAAAGAGGAGGAGUAUUCUGUGGGGGACCAGUGCUGCCCCAUGUGCAACCCAGACAUGGGCCUAGUGACCUGGCGGGAGUGCUCCAGCCGGGAGGACACUGUGUGCCGCUGCAUCCCAGGCUUCUUCUGUGAGACCCAGGAGGGAGACCACUGCACCACGCGCUUGCCACUCACCAACUGCUCCCUGGGACAGAGGGUACUGGAGAGAGGUGCCUCGGUCAUGGUGUCUUCUCACAGCAGCAGAACAGCGACUCAGACAGACGGAACCCCCUUCUACCCAGCCACUCUUCAGGGUCAUCGCUUGCGGUUGUGUGUGCCUUGAUAACUCUUGGGGGACCUCCACAUCAGCCGGUUUGUGGGCGCCUCCACUCUGCUGUGCCACAACACACCACUCUCCAUUCCUUGCGUUUAUGCCCAUAGUCUCAUAGUUUUGGAAAGCGGUGAUGAGUGACAGCUUGCUCAUUCCAGGCUAGAAAGCGCUUUCUGGAAGACACAUACUUCCCUGCCCCCAACAUCCACCUGGCCUUGCUGAGCUUUGGUCAGUGCCAUGUGAGCAUUAGCAGUGUGCCCCAGGUCUGCUUUGCCAGGAGAACGGAAUGGUUCAGAGUGUCAUGGCUCCCUUAGCCUGGAUCUCAGAAUGAAGCAUGUACCAGGAGCAAUCCCCACCCUUCUGACUUACAGGUGCAGGAGGCAAAACUUGGUUGCUGUGAUCAACUGAGGUUUGAGGUUUAAGUUUACAGAGGGAUAAACCCAGCUGCCCUCUGAGGUUGGCACUUCUCUGCUUGAAUAUUGUUCAAUUCCAUGUGUCAUUGAUAUUUGUGAGUAGGACAAGAAUAUACCACUCCGACUUUGCUGGUUUGGCAUAAGAACCAACAAAAGCAGAAGGUAAAAUGAUCAUGCAAAAGAGGUCCUUCUUACCCUGGUGGAAAGCACAACCCUAUUCCCAAAGAUAGGAAGUCAGCAGUCCUGGUAGAAUUCUGAAGAUAUCCUGUUCAAACAAUUCACAGGUUUGCCAGCACAUGAAAUUUAUGUCCUUCCUCCAAGCUCACUAAUUUGUUGUUGUUGU
Molecule: messenger RNA, 2100 nt
Organism: Myodes glareolus (Bank vole)
Lineage: Eukaryota; Metazoa; Chordata; Mammalia; Rodentia; Cricetidae
Source: RefSeq, a predicted model, not a curated record